AUGCCUGCAGCUAACUUUGAAGUUCCUCAAGUCGUUGGACCAUACAAGGUUACCAAGAUCAUUGGUCGUGGAGCCUUCGCAGUUGUUGCUUUAGGCAUCAAUGAGAAGACAGAAGAAAAAGUUGCUCUUAAAGUGAUUGAUAGAGCAGCAAUGAUGAACACAAACUCUCUUCAAUAUAUAGAAGCCGAGCUCCGCUUAUCCACUCGCUUCAACCACCCGUCAAUUGUGAAGAUUUAUGACGUUUUCUAUCUUCCUCAGUAUAUUGUUAUUGCCAUGGAGUACCUUCCAAAUAACAACCUUAUUUCCCAUAUUGUCGAUGGAGUUUUCUUCACCUAUCAGGAGAAGAUCGAACUCUUGACAAAAGUCCUUGAAGGAAUGGAAUACCUCCACUCCAAGAACAUCGCACAUAGAGACAUCAAACCAGAAAACAUCUUAUUCGAUGCAAAUUUCCAACCAAAGCUCAUCGACUUUGGCUUAUCCUGCGAAAAUGCAGAUGCGAUGACAACAUUUUGCGGAACAGUUCAAUAUAUGUCCCCAGAGAUGAUCAGAAACAAUAGCUAUAACGCUUUAAAGGCCGAUAUCUGGGCUUUUGGAGUCACAGCACAUCUUUUUAUCACUAAGGAAUUCCCAUGGAUGUUCACAAGCGACGCAAAGCACAUCGAUAAUAUCAAGACAGGCAAACUCCAGUUAAACAACAUCUGCGGAUCAAACAUCGGCAAGAUCAUCGAAAAGUGUCUUGAGUUCGAUCCAGAAAAGCGUCCAACAGCUAGAGAACUCCUCCAGAUGUUCAAUUCAUCCGAAUGCUUGAAGACAAGAGCAAGAAAUGCCCUCAGUGAUAAGAUCAUUGUUCCGAAACUUACUCCACAAAGAUUCCAGAUCAAGACACACAGUGAGGGUCGCAUAAGUUCUAAUGGCUUCUCUCACUCACACCCAACAUUUCGUGUUAGAUCAGCUCCGGCGUUUUAA
Molecule: messenger RNA, 966 nt
Organism: Trichomonas vaginalis G3
Lineage: Eukaryota; Parabasalia; Trichomonadida; Trichomonadidae
Product: protein serine/threonine kinase protein
Exons: 1
Coding region: 1-966 (321 amino acids)
Biological process (GO): protein phosphorylation
Molecular function (GO): protein kinase activity; ATP binding
Source: RefSeq, a predicted model, not a curated record